CAGUGCACAACGCCAUAUUGAGUAAAGACAAACUGAGAAAGUGACGGUCCAAAGUUAAUAUAUUAAACUGCAAUUUUCUGUUCCAUAUCCAGAGAGGAAGCAUAGAAGCUGCAUUUUCUUAGUGAACAUUAUUUGGUUUUUAUGUAAUGUUUUUUAGAUGACAAAAUGGCUUGUUUGAACACACUAAAGCAAGAUAUAAAAACACUAGAACUGCAUUUCCCAAAAUCUCAUGAAAGGUUUCAGGUGGUUGCAGCUUCGGUCGAUGAAUUGACUUGUCGAUUUGUAGGAAAAAAUGGAAAGAAAUAUGAAAUUCACGCAAAUAUUACAGAAACUUAUCCAUCAACCCCACCAGUUUGGUUUGCAGAAACAGAGGAGUCUAGUAUAACUACAGCUGUACAGAUGCUUAGCAACACCUCAGGGAGAGACAACUUAAUAGUACCACAGGUCAGAAUUCUUCUUCAGGAAUUAUGCAAGCGUCAUAAUCUGCCUGAACUGCCCAAUCUUGAAUCCUUAGAAGGAAACUAUGUAUUACAAUCUGAAGAUGAAUUAGUAGAUGAUUCAGAAGAUGAAGAUGAAGAAAUUGAUUAUGAUGAUGAUCACAUAGAAAUGGAAGAUGAUAUAAGCUCUUCACAGGAGAAAAAAGACAAUAACCUUAGUAGUGAGCAUUCAGCUACUUUAGAAAGGCUUCAACAGACCCAAAGACAAGACUAUAUGCGUGGCUCCAUAUCAGGAUCUGUGCAGGCCACAGACCGCCUCAUGAAAGAGUUACGAGAUGUUUAUCGCUCUGAGAGCUUUAAGAAAGGUGUUUUUACUGUUGAUUUAGUAAAUGACAGUUUGUAUGAGUGGAAUGUUAAAUUGCUUAUGGUUGAUCCAGAUAGUCCUCUACAUAAUGAUUUAGUCCAGUUAAAGGAAAAAGAUGGAAAAGACUAUAUUCUUCUUAAUAUUCUCUUCAGUGAAACCUUUCCUUUUGAACCUCCAUUUGUGAGAGUUGUCCAUCCUGUCAUAACUGGAGGUUAUGUGCUUGGUGGUGGUGCCAUCUGUAUGGAAUUAUUAACAAAACAGGGCUGGAGUAGUGCUUACACUGUGGAAGCUAUAAUCCUGCAGAUUGCUGCUACUUUAGUUAAGGGAAAAGCUCGUGUGAAGUUUGUUGGCACCAAAGUACCAGCCCAGUACAGUCUUGCUCAUGCCCAGAAGUCCUUUAGGUCCCUUGUCCAAAUCCAUGAGAAAAAUGGCUGGUUUACACCUCCCAAAGAAGAUGGUUGACAAGAAAGAAAAACUUUAUACUGAAUAUAUUAAGUAUUUGUAGUGAUAGAGGAUUAUAUCUUUUUUCCUUUCUUUGUUCUUUUUUUUUUAAUGUGUUGUGGUCUUUUGAUCAAAAACUUCAAAUUAAGAUAUAAAGAGAAAAUUGAAAGUUUUAUAUUUAAGGUUAUACAAUUGCAUUUAAGUUCACAAUCUUCACUGCUUACAAAAGAAUGUAAAAUAACUGAAUUAAGGACUUCCUGAAUACUGUUUAUAUGAUACGUGUGAAAAAUAAAUCAUAUUUCUUUGUAUAGUGGUAUUCUUUUGAAUGAAAUCUUGUGAUUUUUUUUUCAAAACAGAAUAGAAGCUAGUUACUUCCAAUCACAUGCUGGUGAGUAUUGGUUAGAGCAGGGCUAUCCAACUGGCAGGCCACCCCCUAAGCAUUGCAAGAAUCCUUCUAUUAAUUGGCUUAUUUCAAUUUUUAAACAGGCAAAGUAUUAUUUGUGUGUGUGUGUGUGUGUAUUACUUUCAUUAUUUAUUUCAUAGCUCUAAACAUAUGAUGGACAGAUACAGAUAAUAUAUUUUCUGACAGUCAAACAGUUUUAGAAUCUAGGAUUCUAUAUUGCUAAGUUGCAAAGUGGCCAACUGCUGGUUUGAAGUUGUACAGUCCUGAGUUGGAGCACUCUUUAUAAUGCAACAUUAUAAAGUUUUGUGGUUAUGUAUAUGGGUAUAAAAAAACGAAUGAAGUGACAUGUUUGAGCUCAACUGUUAUUCAAAUUGGGCUUUAAUGAAUAAAUAUCCAUUACAUAAUCUUUAUUGUGAGGAGCACUCUUGAUUCUGUACAAUAAGCAAAAAUUCAAAACACUAAAACUAUUUCUAUAUAACUAAUAUAAAGCAAAGAUUUCAUGUGACUGCUGUACCUAAUAAAUCUUUGGACUGUUUCAUAAUUGAGAGAAGUUUUAAUCUUUGUAAAGCUGUGAAUGUCAUAUGUUUAGUAUAAUAAAUCUUUUAAGCUCAAAUCGCCAAUCUUGGAUACCAGAGCCCAGCAAAGGAGGUGUGAUGUAGCGAAUGUGUAUUUGAAGAUGAUAAAAAAACAAAAAACGCUCAGUUUAAAAACCUGUUCGUCUCUGUACAGAGAACUUAAAUUCUGUUUUCAAUCUAGUUGUAUUUUGUUUUAUGCAAAAUGUUAUUUUCACGUAUGUAUUAGACAUAAUUCCAUGAUACUGCAUGAAUCAGAUUUUUAGUUAGAGUUGACAUGUUUUAUUACUUUAAUACAUCAUUGUUAAUGUUCAUACAUUUAAGCUGUAAGUAUGUUUCUUCCCAGGGAGAAAUGAUAUAACCAAAGCAUUUAUAUUAAAAAUCAUUCUUUGUG
Messenger RNA from Limulus polyphemus (Atlantic horseshoe crab), 2611 nucleotides. RefSeq names its product ubiquitin-conjugating enzyme E2 Q1-like. The coding region runs from base 166 to 1263 and encodes 365 amino acids. The record is from RefSeq and is a predicted model, not a curated record. The transcript has 10 exons. Lineage: Eukaryota; Metazoa; Arthropoda; Merostomata; Xiphosura; Limulidae.